AUGCCAACGGCCUCAUUUACGACCACUGUCAAAGGAUCCUCUCAUCCUGAGAGGGUCCGAAUGCUCGUUCUGGAGACUGAUCAGACAUUUAAAGCAACAAGCCAGCGGAAAGGAACCUUUGGCGAUAUUUUCCACUCGCAAUUCUCAAAGGUUGGGCAAGAUCACAAACCACCGCUUGAAAUUGAGACGAUUAUGAAGUUCGUUGUUGAGCCAGAAGGAGGAAAGAUCCCAGACGUGACCGAUGUUGGAGAAAUUGAUGCUGUGUUGAUCACUGGGAGCAAGUACGAUGCACAUGGCGACGAUGAGUGGAUUUUGAAGCUGGUGCAGUGGAUUCGAGCUGCCUGGAAGAAGUAUCCCGACAUGCGCUUCAGUGGCGUCUGUUUCGGCCACCAGAUACUGUGUCGUGCUCUCGGAUCUAAAGUAGAGCCAUCUCCAGGAGAGAAAUGGGAGCUUUCACACACCAAAAUCAAUCUUACGCCUACCGGUGAAGCACUAUUCCAGACGAAAGACAAGAUUUUCCUCCACCAGAUGCACGUAGAUCACGUGGUUGAUGCGCCAACUGCCUCAUCAUCAGAGGGGUUGAUCGAGGACGAUUCGACUGUCUCGGUAUGGGGCAGCUCCGAUAUGAUACCAAUUCAGGGAGUGUAUAUCAGGGAAAGGUUGUUCACGAGCCAAGGACAUUUGAGUUAUGAUGAGCAGAUGGUGAAGAAGCAUGUUGACGUGAGAGUUGAGAAGGGGUUGAUUAAGGAUGAGAAGCAAGCUGAAGAGGCAAAGCAGAAGGCGGGGUUGAAUCAUGAUGGGAUUCUAGUGGCUGGAGCUAUUUUGAGGUUCUUUCAUGGCGAAGACAAAGACAUCAAGUGA
Molecule: messenger RNA, 861 nt
Organism: Cadophora gregata
Lineage: Eukaryota; Fungi; Ascomycota; Leotiomycetes; Helotiales; Ploettnerulaceae
Exons: 2
Coding region: 1-861 (286 amino acids)
Cellular component (GO): cytosol; nucleus
Source: RefSeq, a predicted model, not a curated record